AUGGCUCAAGUCACGGCUGUUUCUGUAAGAAGUACCGUCUUAGACGCUUUGAAGUGUCUGGGGGAAUACGUGGCGAAACAAUUGAAAGAAAUCCCAAUUUCAUUCUGGAUAUCUCUACCAGCAUUAUUAUAUGCGACACGUCAGCUUGCGUACCUCUACGGUUUUAGCAAGAAGGAGGUCAUUAUUGGGGGCCGCUCUGUGCACAUGACUUGUCCUGAGGCGGCUAUUGCUGAAGGUGUUAUUGACCCUGCCAAAAUCAAAGAAAAUUUUUCUCAAGUUGGGGGCCUAGAGAACGCUAAAUCGCUACUAAGGGACCAUGUGGUAUGGCCGUUUACGCAUCCGGAAUUGUUCGCCGGGAACACGUUGCGAUCACACCCUAAAGGUGUUCUGCUGUAUGGCCGUCCUGGGACCGGAAAACACUCUUGGCGCGUGCCUUGGCAAAGGAGCUUGGCUGCAGUUUUAUCAACGUGA
Messenger RNA from Trypanosoma conorhini, 471 nucleotides. RefSeq names its product ATPase family AAA domain-containing protein 1-B-like. The coding region runs from base 1 to 471 and encodes 156 amino acids. The transcript has a single exon. Gene Ontology annotation, cellular component: mitochondrial outer membrane. NCBI's taxonomy places the organism in Eukaryota, Euglenozoa, Kinetoplastea, Trypanosomatida, Trypanosomatidae. The record is from RefSeq and is a predicted model, not a curated record.